Didymodactylos carnosus is the source of this 1215-nucleotide messenger RNA. Lineage: Eukaryota; Metazoa; Rotifera; Eurotatoria; Philodinida; Philodinidae. The record is from the annotation of a GenBank genome assembly.
AUGGCAGUAGCUCGAUAUUUGACAUCAUUACUACUAUCAUGUGAACAAUGGGAAUUAUUGAGACGACUAAGAAAUUCUGGAUUAACAACGAGUAGAAUAGUGAAUGGAUUGGAAGAAAUUCAACGUAUGGAAUGUUUAUUCUCAUUAACGAAAACGUGUGAAUCCAAUGAAUCAUCUACUGAUGCUACAAAUCAAUCCAAUUCAUCAUCACCAAGUACUACAGAUAACAAUGAUUUAACAACAGCAAAUUCAUCCGAUAAUAUCAAUGGACACUCAUUAAAGAAUUCUCACGCUGUUGGUAAUCAAAAUGAAUUCGUUCCACCCAUUACAAAUUCGGAUACAGCUAUCAUUGUACCAUUAGUACAAAGUUCAUUUGAAGAGACUCAACAAAAUCAACAGUGCCCAGAAGAAAAAAGUACUGGAAUCAACAAUAUGCAGAGAGAACAAGAAGUAUCGAACGAUGCGAAACGUAUUGAUUCAUCAACAAGUCUUGAUGAGAAUAAUCUUUCACCUCUAUCAUUAUAUUCGGACGACAAUUGCUAUACUGGAAACAAUAAUAGACGAUCAAUUCCUAGGUAUUAUGAUAAAUUGCAGUAUGUGACAUGUUCAAACGCUUCAUUCACAGAAAUUGACAAAGAUGAAUUGACUGAAUUGCAAUUUAAAGGUUUUAUUAGUGUUCGUGAAGAAGUCAGUACAUUCGUUCGAAAACAUUGUUUGCGACCAGCUCAAGUAGCAAAAUUAGCUGGUGAUUAUAGUAGAUUCGAUUGGUUUCAAGGUUCACAUACUAUGAAUAUAAAACAACAAAAAUUUUCGUUUUCAGCAACAAAAGUAGCAUUAUGUGUUGAUGAUACAAGUAAACUCUGCGAUGAACAAGUUAGUUCAAUGAUAUUUGAAUCAACAGUUGAGAAAGCAUCACAAAAUAUGCCCGUAUCAUCAUUGAUUGAAUGGCCAAAACGAACAAGAUUCACGUUUAAAAAAGACCAUUUACAAAUAUUAGAAUUAGCAUUCGCAGAAAAUCCUUACCCUGAUCCAAGAAAACGUGAAGAACUAUCUCAAAUAUGCAAUUUAUCCCAACAGAACAUGAAUAACGAGCGAGAAUUAGUCACAGAACAAGUUAUCACACAUUGGUUUCAAAAUAAACGUCGAUUAAUGAAAAAAGGCCUACGCUGUGAUUCACAUAAUAGCCCAACACAGUUUUAUAGCCAACGACGAUAA